This is a messenger RNA of Saccoglossus kowalevskii, 1574 nucleotides long. RefSeq names its product 2-hydroxyacylsphingosine 1-beta-galactosyltransferase-like. Gene Ontology annotation, molecular function: UDP-glycosyltransferase activity. Lineage: Eukaryota; Metazoa; Hemichordata; Enteropneusta; Harrimaniidae. The record is from RefSeq and is a predicted model, not a curated record.
AUGGCGUCAAACAAGAUGAAGUCCAUUGCAGUGAUUUCCAUUAUGGUUCUUUUUAUGUACGGAAUUGAUACAGUGAACAGUUCUCGUAUAUUGUUACUUCCAAUGUAUACGAAAAAACACGGCGUUGGAUUCGGGAAAGUUGCCGAUGCUAUAGCUACAAAUGGGCAUGAUGUCACGAUGUUGAUACCAUCGUGUGACAAAGCCCCGCCUAACAGUAAUUCGUACAGGAUAAAGACAGUACCAUAUUUCAAAUUACCGUUCAUCAGUUACGCAUUCACGACGGCGGAAGAGAAAUACUGGCAUGCACCUCAACCAUUAUCGUACGUACCUGUUAGUAUGUCGGCCCUCACAGACAAAAUGACUUUCUUGGAAAGACUAAAAAAUACCCUCAUUUAUUUGGUCUCUGACAUAUUUCGCGAUGUACUAUAUCUUGCACAAUUCAAACAAAUACAGAAUAAAUACAACAUAGUUCCUGAUACGAAUAUUGGAGACAUUGCAUCAAAGGCCAGACUGUGGUUGUGGGCUUCGGAUUUUGCCUUUGAAUAUCCCCGUCCUCUGAUGCCACACGUUAUACCAAUCGGAUCAUUCACAGCAGAGAAAGUUAAACCACUUUCUAAGGAGCUAGAUGAUUGGAUACGUGGAUCAGGUGUCCAUGGUAUUGUUGUAUUCUCUAUGGGUUCGCAAAUCAAGGACUUGGGACGUAACUUGACUGUGGACAUAGCUUCCGCCUUAUCACGUUUACCACAAAGAAUUGUGUGGCGACAUGACGGAGAGACACCCACAACUGUCGGCAGCAAUACCAAGAUCGUCAAAAAAUGGAUGCCACAAAAUGAUUUACUUGCCAAUCCAAAUACUCGUCUCUUCGUGACCCACGGUGGUGCCAGUGGCGUGCACGAAGGAUUACAUCAUGGCGUACCUAUGCUAUGCAUACCAAUAUACACCGAUCACUAUGACAAUGCUGCUAAAAUGAAGUCGAAAGGUAUCGGAAAUUACAUCGAUUACAAAACAAUGACGUCAGACAGUUUUCACCAAAUGAUGGUUGAUAUAAUCACAAAUGAUAGAUACAAAAAGAGAGCUCAGAAGUUAUCCGCCAUUUCCCGAGAUAAGCCGAUGACUGCCGAAGAAUCUGUUGUAUACUGGGUAAACUACGUAUUGAAACAUGGCACAGAUCAUCUGAUAUCCCAAGUACCCAACCUCUCGUGGUAUCAAUAUUUUUUACUGGACGUAGCCGCGUUCGUGGUAGUUGUUGCCUUGGUAAUAUUUUGCGUCAUUAAAAAGAUGGGCGCAAUUGUAUUAGGAUUAUGCUGUAGAAAAUCUAAGAAACAAAAAAAGAAAACAGCAUGAUUUCCGACGCGUUCCAGCAUUUAUGACACAUUUGUUGACUUUAUGUUAUUGGUCGAAUUUCAUUAAAUAUGGAAUCAAUCAAUAUGUAAUUGUAGUGUUUUCGAGUAAAGUGUACUUAUUUCUUUUCUUGGUGGUAAAUUGUGAACACAUCAUGUAAGUUAUUAUACACUGACCAAAUGGUUUGCAUGCUGUAAAAUACGCUCAGAAAAACUAAAACUCAUUUUGCUAUU